Molecule: messenger RNA, 1575 nt
Organism: Priapulus caudatus
Lineage: Eukaryota; Metazoa; Priapulida; Priapulimorpha; Priapulimorphida; Priapulidae
Product: hemicentin-2-like
Exons: 1
Coding region: 1-1575 (524 amino acids)
Source: RefSeq, a predicted model, not a curated record
AUGGCAGUAGUCAAGUUCGUUGCAAUGCUUCUCCUCGGCGUAGCUUCAGUAUCAGUGCGGACGCAGUUUCUGCAGCAACCGCGCGCCACGGAGGCAGCUGAAGGUAGCAACGUUACGCUGCACUGUAAGCUUAACCUUAGCUAUAAUAGUAAUGGACAAGGUCCAGUGACCGCUCAAUGGUAUCGUGAUAGCCAUGCGCUAUAUAUCACUAAAGAAUUAAGAUACUCGUACAUUGAUGACAACAUGUACAACACAGGUGACUUCACCAUGCAUAUUUCUAAUAUACAAGUUGAUCACGAUAGUGCAGAGUUCUACUGUGAGUGGCAGCGAGAUCAGCUGAAACCGGAAGAUAGACCUGUAUCUCACACAGCUACACUAACAGCGCUUGUGCCACCACAGUCGGUUGUCAUGUCUUUGAUUGGCAGCUCUUCAUCACCGGAUGGAACGCUACAGUUUUUGUGUGUAUCGGACAGCAGUAACCCAGCAGGUACCAUCACCUGGUGGCUGGACAACGAAGAUAUCAGCGUUGAUUCUAGUCACAUCCACAAACCGGGUUCAAGAAAUAAGACAUCCUCAACAACGAGUAUCGUGAAUCACACGUUUUCAUCGGAUGAUAAUAACAAGCAUCUUUUUUGUCAUGUCUUUACCCACGAUGACUUAGCUGUAGAGGUAAUAAACAAUACCCUAUACUUGAGAGACACUGUGACCAUCAGCAGCUAUAACAACCCUACUGAUGAUGGCGUAAUUAUACAGGAAGCCGACAACCUGACGUUAACGUGUAAUGCUGAUGGCUAUCCAGAACCAUCUUACACGUGGUUGCACGACGACCAGGGAAUACAAGCUGCAGGGGACGAGAUGGCGAUAGAGCGAGUCGAGUUUAAAGACAAGGGUUUCUAUUCAUGCCAGGCGAUUAGUGUGUUUGGGGAAUACAUGUCGUGUAACAAGAUGAAUGUGACCGUGAUCGUGCCAGCAGCGUACGUCACCAUGGCAAUAGACGGCAAUGCUGUAGCAGACACAGAAAUAAUGCAUGCAGGACCGCAUGAAGCUAGCUGCACUACAGACAAAAGCUUCCCGGGAGGAACAGUAACAUGGAAACUUGGUGAUACAUCUGUAGACGAAGCUACUACUUCACAUGUCAGUGAAGUUGAUGGAACUAUAACGACGUACAGCACACUGAUGCGUACAUUUACCGCCGAUGAUCACGAUAAAAUACUUGCCUGUCAUGUUGACAUCCACGAAUCACUCCAGUCACUGUCGGUCGAGGUGCGGCUUAUCGUGCAGUACAUGGGAGAAGUAAGAGUGAGGGGUGACAAUCAGGAAGGCGUAAUAACGCUUACCCACGGUAGCACACUAUGGUUGCUCUGUACUGCUGAUGGAAAUCCACCACCAAGUUAUUCAUGGCUUCACAACGGAACCUUAAUAACUGACGAGGGUAACAGCACCUAUGAAAAAGAUUCGGUUACCUAUAUAGAUACUGGCGACUACGUCUGCGCAGCUAGCAACAUUGUAGGGAUUAUCAAAUCCACAAACACAAUGUCGCUGAACGUUGCUACUCCAGAGAAAAGACCUGUUUAG